CAUCGAUGCAUCCGUGGAUAUCUUCCACUAUCGUGCUUUCACCUCCUCUAGCUUUUCAGAAAUCGCUGCCGUGCCGAUGCUUCCUGCUUCGAGCUUUUGAUCAUGGUUUCAGGGGUCGUCGGUCGAUUCGUGACUUUUCAACAGUUACCAAGCUUAUGCAGCCGAGGAAUAAGCAAAUAUUCUCUGGCUAAAUCGAGAAUAGCAGGCUUCCCCUUGACGAUUUCUUGCCCAAACUUUUUACUCCCGUAAUUUUCUUUGUUUUAUUUUUAUACGCGUCGUCGUCCAUGCUUGCUAAACAAAUUUACUUUUCACCUAUCUAAAAAUUUGGUACUCCACGUACUUAAUAUCCAAUCCCACGCACUUUAAGAAAAUUCCACUUGUUAAUUUCGGCUCUCCCCUUCCGCAGAGGGGAAUCUUCUCUUUACACAAAAUAAAGCAGCGUCGCCUAGCUCAAUGCAUUCAUCUACUCUUUAAACUUCCUUUCAGCAAUGGAAGAAUCAUACUCGUCUACCUUCUUUGUUGAUGGAUUUAUGGUUUCGUGGUGAUUAUGCGGUUUAGCGAUAGACCUCAUAAACCAGUACGUGGAAAGCCUCAGAAGUAACCGAUUACGUGGCUUUGCGAUUAUACGAUUUUCGAUAAGUUAGUUCCUUCAUAACCGGUAUAUCGAAUAACGAUAUUUCAACCCAGCCAUUUACCGAUAAUCCUACUUUUUUUUACAGGUUCCCAUAAAAUCUAGCAAAUCCUUAUUCCAAGUUGUAUAUCUAUUCUGGCCUUUUAAUCUCCGUCACUCGACAAAUUACACGUAAAUCGUGGAUCCAUUUAGAGUCAUUCAUAUGUUUUGAAGUUGUAGUAGAGCGUAAAUCGUUUCACGAGGUUUCGCUUAUAGCGUAACACGACAUAUGCAAUUAUAAAGGUGCGGUUCCGAGUAGAUACCGUGAUGUGGUUCUUCGAGUCGACGUGGAUUCCCUUUGCAUCGUGUGUAGUAACAUGGCAAUAAACCACUACAGUAACGGUGCAUAAUCUAAUGGUGGGUUGCCUCCUACGACAAGUAUGGGACAGGCUUGCACCAUGCCUCCCUGCGGUUCAUUAAUUGCAGCUUGCUCUCUCGACUAGCAUGGCGUUAUUCCGAUCGUCCAAGCGACAACAACAACUAGGGGUUGGAAGGGAAAGCCUCGUUACACGUAUCUGCAACAUGUCUACAUUCUCGAAGGAAACCUGUAGGAGGCUAUGAGCUUUCUUUGUUACGGAUCCCUUUUAUUCUUCCAGUUUCUUCCUCGAUGAGGACGUUGAUCGACCAUCGCGUCUGAUAAUAAUAAUUCAUGCGUGGAUCGAGUUUCCUCCACUUCGAUUCUGCUUUGCACAAUGCAUGGGAGUCUUUAUAUUGGAAUUCGCCCGAAUUCAUGAAAGAUUCCAAACUAUGUUACAGGUUACUAUGCAAAAUUUAUGGUAGAAGCAAUCUACGACGAGAGCAGUUCACAAGAUUGCUUCCCACAUUCUUCCCUCGCUUUAUGCGAUUGUUUUUCUCUGUUCAACAGUACAGUUUGACAUAUUUUCUUUGAGGCACAGUACCUAUUUCUGGCAUCGAAGUUUUUGUUCUCCAUUAAACAUAUAUCUAAUACAUGUACAGGUGAAUUUGUCUUUCUCCUGGUCUCUUGAGUCUCGUUGCUGUUCUGUGUCAAUAAGUGCUUCGCGUGAUACUUUCGUAUUUGUUCGAAUUAAUACUCAAUUCACUUGCAGUCGUUAGCAGGAAUAUGUAUUAUGAAGUAUUGCUUAAGAUGCUGGAUAAUAGCUCGUCUAUAAAUUUUUACACCGACGAGUUUUUUGUUAGAAGAAAUUUUUACGAAAGAGACAAGCCUGUGACCUUUUCCAUCGUCCAUCUGACUCGAAUCAUCCUUAUCGUUAUUUCCGGAAAUUAAAGAAACUGCGGAGAGUGUAACAACAGUAUUGUGGAAGCUUUCCACCCUUAAAGAUUUGAUUUCACGGCAGUUAGUUUCAUUGUGUGCAAAGUUUAGAGAAAGAAAAGGGUCUUAUGGUCUUAAACUUGCUUGGCUGUUGUGAGACUAUUACCUUGUAUUCAGAGAACAACAGGCAAUGCGCGUCAGCGACGAUCAUUUUGUUCAGGCUGCGGUUUACGGAAGUCAGCUGUAAGCAAUGUUUCUCUGUUGCUGUUCUAUCGCGCGUUCUUCGAUGGUUAAACGUUGUUUCCCGAUCCUGCGAAUUAAUUGAAUCGAAAGAUGCAUCGAACUGGAAAGGCAAACCGGAGGGGAAGAGAAGCUUCAAUGCGCAUCCCGUGUUUUCAUACUGAACUAUCGUUCGUUGCCUGCGUUUCGCAGUGAAGAAGAUAAAAACAGAUCGCCGCGAUUGCAAGCAUUUGGUUGGAGAUCAAAAAGGUGGGAGUAGACUUACUAAUUUGUGUCUGACGGUAUACUUGUGACAAUCAGUCUACUAUUCAACCGUUCGUUCGAUCCUCUCCUUAGACGCUUGAUUUUCUUUCACGAUGUAUAGAGGAAAAACACGUGUAUCAAAGGAGUUGCUCGUGCACGCCGAUGUCAAAGGCUUUCUUUCUUCUCGAGGCCAUCCCCGUUCAUUAUUCGUUUGUUCGAUUAUUUAGUUUCCCUAGCGAAUUAGGAGGAAACAAAGGUAGUCUGUGGCAUUGAAAAGUCAUCAAAAGAUGCAUAUAUCGUAAUCGAGCGUUAAAAGGACACGACACGAACGAUAUGUAUAUUUUUAUGCAUGGGCAAAGAAAUAAUUAGGAAAAAUAAAUUGAUAUAAAUUCGUACAGGAUAAAACAUCGAUAUGUGAGAUAGCUCGACAGUCAAAAGCUCAACGGAUAUAGUGACAUUUUGUCAGCCAUUAAAUUCGUGGCCUCGUAUCGAAUUAUACACGAGCGCAAGAGUAGUGUAUAACGUUGCACGCGCACGCUGGUGUAGAACUACUCGUAAUCUACUCUCACAGGUUAGCUCUUGUGUGUCGUGUAGUUGAGCGUAAAUAGUCUUCUUUUAAUGUAGUUAAGUGUAAAAUAGCUUGCAUAGUUUAAUUACAAUACUUGCCCCGCUUGCAGCGCGUACACGCACGCUCACUUACACAAUCAUCGUUUCGUGUUCAAAAACGUUUCAAUGCGUAUAUGCAUGUUCUGCACCUGCCAUUAACCAAGGCGUUAUACCAUCAACGAUGCUCCUUUAGACGAAAAAUCGAAUAUCGUGCGUGACAUGGGAAGGCAUCACGCAUGUCACCGCGUAAUGGCUCGUGCGUGGCGGAAGUAAGCUCGGUGAGGAGUCUCUCGUCGGACGAUGUCUCGGCGACGAAGACGAACCGAAAGAAGUCCUGCUGGGCACGUGCCACGGAUCCGGCUCAUCGCCGUGGACGACGAAUUCAACUGCUACAAAUGCUGGUGCUACCAUUCAUACCGAUCCUAGCGUUGAUCGUUCAGACAGCUAACACCCUCCAUGACAUUCUGAUCUAUCGGCAGGAGGUCUCUGACAUUGAAACGCAGGUAACAAUCGCCACAGACUUAGGGAAGGUUGUCACGCGGAUGCAGCUCGAAAGAUCUGAGGUUGCAUUCUUUAUUUACACUAAUGGCAGCACUCUAAGGUCGAACUUGACGCAGAGGUUCGCCAUAACUGAUCAGGCUCUUCAUAACAUGACUACGUGGCCCCUGGUCUCGGUACCGAGGGAUGAGAGCAAGACGCAAACCUAUGACGUGGUCAGCAAAGAGGCCUUCCAAGCACGCCUCGAGGAUUUCAGGCAGAAGAUAAGUUCAGAAGAGAGCAGCAUUACCGAAGUGAUGACGUGGUAUACGAGCGUGAACGCGGCGAUGUUAGACCAUCUGACUAAUCAGAUCAAAGAGACGGAUAAUAGUGGAGUUUGGAGGUAUCUGAUUGCUUUUAAAAAUUUGCUGAAGAGUAUUGAGAGCUUGGGUAUUUCUUCCGUGUACGGAAUCAAUUACUUUGGACGUGGAACCCUUGUGGGGGACAAUUACGUCAGCUACGUUCGCCACGAUAUUCUUGGACGUGAUCUCCUCUCUGGAUCUCUCACAUACGUGCCUUCUCUCAAACAUUUUUACGCAGAACUCACCAACUCCAUGUCAGACUAUGGAAGAAUUAAAUCUAGACGAGAUGAAAUCCUCCAGAACCAGAAGAGGAAACCGAGUGUUGAUGAUGCUAUCGCUUAUUUCGAUUCAAUGGCUACUUAUGUGGAUGAGCUGCGUAAACUUCAACGAGAAUUACGUCACAUGAUCCGGGAUUAUGUGAAUUCAACUUUACAAGAUGCGAGUAACAAAGAAGUUGCUGGGAUAGCUAUAGUCGUGCUAGUGUUGGUCGUUUCUCCUAUCAUUAUAAUACUAGUACGUAAUGCGGUUGCAACGAUACAAAUGUACGCAGCCAAUUUAGCGCAAAAGGCUCGGGAACUGAAGCAGGAAAAAGGGAAGAGUGACACGUUGCUUUUUCAAAUGUUGCCUCCUAGCGUCGCACAGCAAUUGAAGCAAACUCAACAGGUUCCAGCGGAAUAUUACGAAGCAGUAACCGUAUACUUCAGCGAUAUUGUUGGGUUCACAGAAAUUGCUGCGGAGAAUACUCCCUUAGAGGUUGUCACCUUUCUAAAUUCGAUCUACAAGUUAUUCGAUGCGCGUAUCGAAUGUUACGACGUGUACAAAGUUGAAACUAUUGGCGAUUCAUAUAUGGUCGCCUCUGGCUUGCCUGUUAGAAAUGGGGACAAACACGUAUCUGAAAUAGCGACAAUGGCCCUCGAUCUUCUAGCAGCUUCAUCGGUAUUUCAAGUACCAAAACGGCCCGGUGAACGUCUUCAAAUACGAAGCGGCGCUCAUACAGGACCCGUAGUUGCUGGUAUCGUGGGAAGCAAAAUGCCCCGUUAUUGUCUCUUCGGGGAUACUGUGAAUACGGCCAGUCGUAUGGAAUCAACUGGAGAAGCGCUACGAAUACAUAUUAGCCUAGAAAUGAAGAAAGCUUUGGAUGCGGUAGGAGGUUUCAAAAUCGCACAUCGCGGUUUGGUAGAUGUCAAGGGGAAGGGAUUAAUGGAUACAUACUGGCUGGAAUGCAAAGACGGUGGAAUUGCACGGGCAGCGGAAUUAGAUCUGCCCUCGUUCUUCGAAGAUGUGCGACCAGUUUUCAUACGCCGUUUACGCGAAGAGGGUACCCUUUGA
Molecule: messenger RNA, 5158 nt
Organism: Bombus pyrosoma
Lineage: Eukaryota; Metazoa; Arthropoda; Insecta; Hymenoptera; Apidae
Product: receptor-type guanylate cyclase daf-11
Exons: 14
Coding region: 3227-5158 (643 amino acids)
Biological process (GO): cGMP biosynthetic process; intracellular signal transduction; receptor guanylyl cyclase signaling pathway
Molecular function (GO): guanylate cyclase activity; peptide receptor activity
Source: RefSeq, a predicted model, not a curated record